AUGAAUAGCUUUCCACCACCUCCGCCGCCGCCGUCGACCGACGCGAUCCCUCCACCUCCUCCGAGUUCUGAUCGUAUACCUCCUCCACCACCGACAGACGAAGAAGCUCUAGGUCCGCAACUCGUCGCAAAGCCGAAAAAGAAAGGAUGGGGCACGACAGCGACCAAGAAACAACCUCCGAGCAUAGAAGACAUCUUGCGCAUGAAGCGUGAGCAGGAAGCAGCAGCAGCAAAGCCCAAAUUUCUUACGAAGGCGCAACGAGAGCAGAUCGCGCUCGAAAAGAGACAAAAGGAGGUUGAAGAGGCCAGGAAAAGGAAAGAAGCCGGGAACAGCACAGUUACAAACGGGUCGAGGCCGAGUGGCAUAUAUACCAAUGGGUCUUCAUCGAGUCGCGAUGGCGCUGGUUCCUCCGUGCCAACGGGUCCUCGUGCGAUGCGAAGUGGCGAAGUUCCUACCGGACCGGCGUCGAUGCGAGGGAAGAACUCGGAGAUGCCGCCACCGCCAGUUCCAAAGGCUGGUGAAGGACGACCAGGAAAGAGGCCCAAUCCGGCAGACGCAGAGGCUGCCUUGAUUCGAACGCGAUACAUGGGCGCCGAAACAAACCAGUCUACUUUCUCGGCGAAGAAGAAGCGGAAGCGAACAACUGAGAAGAAGUUUAACUUCGAAUGGAAUGAAGAGGAGGACACUUCUCCGGAUUAUAACCCAAUCUAUCAGCAAAGGGCCGAGACAAAUUUCUUCGGUCGCGGUAAACUGGGUGGCUUUACCGAUGAGGUGGCCGAACAAGGAACCCAAAAAUUCACCGAGGCAAUGGCCCAACGCGACCCAGAGACUGGUAGGCAAAGAGCUGAAGCCAUUCUCGAAAUGGAACGCCGGCGGAAGAACGAGGGCGGACGAGCAGCUUUGGAUAAGCAUUGGAGCGACAAGAAACUCCAUCUCAUGCGCGAGCGAGAUUGGCGAAUCUUCAAGGAAGAUUUCGAAAUCAGCACAAAGGGAGGAUCAGUACCAAAUCCAAUGCGCAAUUGGCAGGAAUCUGGUCUUCCAGAGAAUAUACUUCGCAUUGUCGAUCAGGUAGGGUACACUGAGCCAUCCCCCAUCCAGCGAGCUGCCAUUCCCAUUGCCCUUCAAUGUCGAGACCUGAUCGGUGUUGCCGCCACCGGUUCAGGUAAAACGGCGUCCUUCAUAUUGCCUCUCCUGGCAUACAUUCAAAAGCUUCCGCCAUUAGAUGCCAUGACUAAGAAUGAUGGCCCCUAUGCACUAAUCCUAGCACCAACUCGUGAGUUGGCGCAACAGAUUGAAGCGGAAGCUCGCAAGUUUGCCACUCCACUCGGAUUCAAGACCGCCGUCAUAAUUGGUGGUCACUCUAUUGAAGAGCAAGCAUUCGCCCUGAGAGAUGGAGCCGAAAUCGUCAUUGCAACAACGGGUCGUCUCGUGGAUUGUCUAGAGCGCCGUGUGUUGGUCCUCAGCCAGUGCUGCUACGUGAUCAUGGACGAAGUGGAUCGUAUGCUGCAAAUGAGUUUCGAGGAUGACGUAAACAAGAUUCUGGCUACUUUGCCGUUAGACAACGAAAAGCCUGACACAGACGCUGCCGAGGAUGCCAACAGCAUGAUAAGAGGCCACUAUCGCCAGACCAUGAUGUACACUGCGACAAUGGAGGCGGGAGUAGAGCGAAUCGCGCGCAAAUAUCUUCGACGACCAGCCAUUGUGACUAUUGGAAAUGUCGGCGAGGCCGUGACUUCGGUCGAACAGCGCGUUGAGUUCAUUCCAGGCGAAGACAAGAGGAAGAAACGCCUCAACGAGAUCCUCAAUUCCGGCGAAUUCCAAGCCCCCAUCAUCGUCUUCGUCAAUAUCAAGCGAAACUGUGAUGCAGUUGCACGAGAUGUCAGACACGCCGGUCUCAACUCAGUCACACUUCACGGAGGCAAGACCCAAGAACAGCGUGAGGCAGCGCUUGCUUCAUUCAAGAACGGGUCUGCAGACGUCCUCGUGGCUACAGAUGUUGCUGGUCGUGGUCUUGAUGUGCAGGACGUGUCUCUCGUCAUCAAUUUCAACAUGCCAAGCAGCAUCGAUACCUACACUCACCGUAUUGGCCGUACCGGUCGUGCGGGUAAGUCCGGUGUGUCGAUCACUUUCUGGGGUAACGAAGAUGCGGAUGUAUUGUAUGACUUGAAGCAGAUGGUGUCCAAGAGCCCAAUGGGCAAGGUUCCAGAGGACCUGAGAAAGCACGAAGCAGCCCAACAAAAGGGCGGAAAGAAGGGCAGGGAGCAAAAGGCUGUCCUAGGUUGA
Aaosphaeria arxii CBS 175.79 is the source of this 2283-nucleotide messenger RNA. RefSeq names its product DEAD-domain-containing protein. Gene Ontology annotation, biological process: mRNA splicing, via spliceosome. Bases 1 to 2283 code for a protein of 760 amino acids. Gene Ontology annotation, cellular component: catalytic step 2 spliceosome. Gene Ontology annotation, molecular function: RNA binding; RNA helicase activity; ATP binding. The transcript has 2 exons. The record is from RefSeq and is a predicted model, not a curated record. NCBI's taxonomy places the organism in Eukaryota, Fungi, Ascomycota, Dothideomycetes, Pleosporales.